AUGAUGAACCUCUUCCGACUGCUGGGGGAUUUAUCCCACCUGCUAUCCAUCCUGAUUCUGCUGCAUAAGAUGAAGGUGUCGAGCAGCGCGUCCGGCAUCUCGUUCAAGUCACAAUUUCUCUAUUUGAUGGUCUAUCUCACGCGUUACGUCGACCUGCUGUGGACCUUCUACGAACCCAAGUCGCUCUACAAUACCAUUUUCAAAAUCAUCUUCAUCAGCACAUCCGCCUACACCGUCUACCUCAUGCUCAACGACUACAAGCCGACGCACGACCCGAAUCUCGACACGUUCAAGGUGCAAUAUCUGCUGGGAGCGAGCGCGGUGCUGGCGAUACUGUUUCCGUACAAAUACACGUUCUCUGAGAUACUCUGGGCUUUCUCCAUUUGGCUGGAAUCAGUCGCCAUUCUGCCUCAGCUCUUCAUGCUGCAAAGAACCGGCGAGGCGGAAACGAUCACGACACACUACCUGUUCGCGCUGGGUGCGUACCGGGCGCUGUACAUCCCCAACUGGAUCUACCGCUACUUCUUCGAGGUGCCCAAGUUCUACGACCCGAUCGCGGUGAUUGCCGGCAUCAUCCAGACGAUCCUGUACUCUGAUUUCUUCUACAUUUACUACACCAAGGUUAUCCAAGGCAAGAAGUUCAAUCUGCCCGUAUAG
Alternaria ethzedia is the source of this 657-nucleotide messenger RNA. RefSeq lists its product as uncharacterized. Bases 1 to 657 code for a protein of 218 amino acids. Lineage: Eukaryota; Fungi; Ascomycota; Dothideomycetes; Pleosporales; Pleosporaceae. The transcript has 5 exons. The record is from RefSeq and is a predicted model, not a curated record. Gene Ontology annotation, molecular function: ER lumen protein retrieval receptor activity. Gene Ontology annotation, cellular component: endoplasmic reticulum; cis-Golgi network; membrane. Gene Ontology annotation, biological process: endoplasmic reticulum to Golgi vesicle-mediated transport; protein retention in ER lumen.